Messenger RNA from Caenorhabditis briggsae, 342 nucleotides. The coding region runs from base 1 to 342 and encodes 113 amino acids. NCBI's taxonomy places the organism in Eukaryota, Metazoa, Nematoda, Chromadorea, Rhabditida, Rhabditidae. The transcript has 3 exons. The record is from RefSeq and is a predicted model, not a curated record.
AUGAGCUACUCACCAAGCUCAGCGCAGCCAGAAAUCAAGCCAAUUCCUCAUAAGACUCCAGGGAUGGUGGGUUCAUGUGCACAAUAUUUAAAUUUCAAAAUCCGCCAACUCGAAGACACCGUUCAUAACUGCUCUCAAAAUCUCGAUGGCUCCAGAAACGAAUGCUAUGAAGAAUUGAGAUAUUCCGGUGAAAAAGAACUGGAAGUCAAGAAGCUCAUGAACCAACUCGACGAAUAUCGUUUGAUUGUGGACUCACACCAGAAGGAAAUUCUAAAAAUUCGAGCUAUGGGAUACGAGCGAAAUCACUUUUUGGAAACUCGUAAUUUCAAUUUGAGAGAUUAA